AUGCUGGAUUCAAUCAAGUGUGUCCUGGUGGGAGACUCUGCAGUGGGGAAAACAUCUCUCUUGGUACGUUUCACCUCUGAGACUUUUCCAGAUGACUACAGACCCACUGUAUAUGAAAAUACUGGAGUAGAUGUCUUCAUGGAUGGUGUACAAAUUAGCCUAGGUCUUUGGGACACAUCUGGCAGUGAUGCCUUCAAAGGCAUUCGCCCCCUCUCAUACCAACAGGCAGAUGUGGUAUUAAUGUGCUACUCGGUGGCAAACCACAAUUCCUUUCUGAACCUGAGGAACAAAUGGAUCGGUGAGAUCCGCAGCCAUUUGCCUCGCAUCCCCGUUUUGGUAGUGGCUACUCAGACUGACCAGCGUGACACAGGGCCCUACCGUUCCUCCUGCAUCAGCCCAAUAGACGGGAAACGGCUUGCCCAGGAUGUGCGAGCCAAAGGCUAUUUGGAGUGCUCUGCCCUCAGCAACCGAGGGGUGCAGCAGGUGUUUGAGUACGCCGUGCGGACAGCAGUCAAUCAAGCCAAAAGGCAGAACAGGAGGAAGCUCUUCUCCAUUAAUGAGUGCAAGAUCUUUUGAGGACCAUUGGUAGUGGUUUUGCCCACAUUUGUUCUUUCUGUCUUCACACAAAGGUACCUUGGGAGAGAGCAAAGUGACUCAAAUGAGGACUCCUGGCAGGACC
This is a messenger RNA of Pterocles gutturalis (yellow-throated sandgrouse), 679 nucleotides long. RefSeq names its product ras homolog family member H (gene RHOH). The record is from RefSeq and is a predicted model, not a curated record. The coding region runs from base 1 to 576 and encodes 191 amino acids. The transcript has a single exon. NCBI's taxonomy places the organism in Eukaryota, Metazoa, Chordata, Aves, Pterocliformes, Pteroclidae. Gene Ontology annotation, molecular function: GTPase activity; GTP binding. Gene Ontology annotation, biological process: small GTPase-mediated signal transduction.